Molecule: messenger RNA, 1219 nt
Organism: Cladocopium goreaui
Lineage: Eukaryota; Dinophyceae; Suessiales; Symbiodiniaceae
Source: the annotation of a GenBank genome assembly
UUGGCUUGUCAGCCCGGCCCAAAAAUUCACAGCCUUCAGAAUGGGCGCAGCCGAGGGUGCAAUGAGGGAGCACGACCCCUUGCUUCCUGAACAUCGACACCUGGUUACCAGGCCUCGAGCGGAUGCUCGAUCGAGCAAAUCCAGGAAUGAGACUUCCUCAGGAACUUUGCUGGGAAUGCAAAACCUUCCUAAGGUUGCGAGGGGUCAGAUCUCGUUACCAGCAGGACCGGCAGGCGGUGCAAAAUGCCCGACCGCAGACUCGGACCUGAGCACCACGGACGCCACGGGCCGGAGCCAGGACGGCGACAGUGAUUGCUACAUUGACAACCUUUCUCCUUGCCGUUCUCCUGGCCCUCCAGAGGCCCCCGUUAUUAUCCUCGAUUGGGAUGACACGUUGCUUCCCACCAGCUUCUUGCGAGAUGCAUUGAAGAUCUAUCCCAACAGGUCUGGUGGCCAGAGCCAGCGGACAGCUGUGCGAAAGAGCAAGGUUUCGAGGAACUCGGGCUUUCCGUGUCAGGCGGCUAUAGAUUCGCAUUGCGAUCUCAUUCGCGAGCUGCUUCUGGCUGCAAGGUCGGUGGCUCAUGUUGCUAUUGUGACCUUGGCAGAGAGGCCAUGGGUGAACGACUCAGCAGAGCAUUUCUUGCCGGGCCUCAACUUGAAGCGCCUCUUGCGCGAUUUAGACAUCCCUGUGUAUUACGCGGUAGAAUAUCGGAAGUCAACGAGGAAUCCACUCUGCCCUGAAACUCCACCUGCAUGUUCCAAGCGCAUGGCAAUGGACGAUUUCAUCAACAGUCUUGAGCGGGACUACGGAACGAGGUUGAACGUCCUUUCAGUUGGCGACUCUAUGGCAGAGCGUGAAGCAGCUAGGAAAGCAGCUGCCAGUUUGGAGAAGAAAGCAUGCAGAGCGGGAGAGCCAAUGCCUUGGUGCAAGACGAUCAAAUUUCAGACGGAUCCCUCUUUGAAGAUGCUGAGCUUAGAGUUGAGGUCCCUGCUGUGUAACUUGGACCGCUUUUUGGCCCUUGAUCAUGAUCUUGACCUGAUCUUUGAGCAGCAAGACAGCAUCGAGGAUAUAGAGGAGAAGAUCCUGGAGACCGUGGGCUUCGUGGGCUACAGCUAGGAUAGCUAGGUCGUUCUGAUGACUUGCAGCGCUGCAAGUUGUUGACUUGGCAUAAAGCUAAGCCAUACCCGCAAAAUCCGGCUGGACUUUGCAAAACCAAAA